Molecule: messenger RNA, 516 nt
Organism: Echinococcus granulosus
Lineage: Eukaryota; Metazoa; Platyhelminthes; Cestoda; Cyclophyllidea; Taeniidae
Product: Ubiquitin hydrolase
Exons: 3
Coding region: 1-516 (171 amino acids)
Source: RefSeq, a predicted model, not a curated record
AUGACAAAAGAGAGCAGGUCACCGCGCAUUCGUGUGAUUAAUAAUUCGAUUGGCGCAUCGUCCCGUGUGGUGGUGGAUUUCGCUGGUACUGAUUCGUCGGUAUCGGUGCCCAAAAAGGGCGGCCAAGUUUUCAAAGACGAGUGUGUCUUUUCUUUUGCAGCCUCAGAUGAUAAAAAUGGAUUGCUCAUAUGCCUGCGCACUUUCCUAGGAGUUGAUUUAGAUUUUAUGGAUGGAUAUAACCUUAUAGAUGAUGAACAUUUCAAGCCCAGAAAACUUGCGAAUGGUACACCAGGUGGCUUUGAACUACCUGAUGAUAAAUACACCGUCAGCGAGAGGUGGUGUCUGCGUUGUUUCCUUGGUGGACAGACAGUAGAUGUUCCCUGUCCUGUGGAGGAUUCCGCGGUUACCGACAUGUCACACCUGGAGGGCCUGGGGCUCACCGCCAAAGUGAUGUCCUGUAUCAACAAAGUUUUACCAUCUAUUUGCACACAGCCUUCACACUACUCUCCUCAGUGA